This is a messenger RNA of Symphalangus syndactylus (siamang), 1984 nucleotides long. It is a transcript of the gene ANGPTL5, whose product is annotated as angiopoietin like 5. Lineage: Eukaryota; Metazoa; Chordata; Mammalia; Primates; Hylobatidae. The record is from RefSeq and is a predicted model, not a curated record.
UUUAUCUUAUUUGGGUAUACUCUGAUUAGUUGGCUGCCUAUGAUUGGCUGAAACUCUGCUAUUUGUUACAGAAAAUAUACUCCUAAGUCAGGCUGCGGUUUGCUACAGAGGAACUCAAAGUUCAGAGACAGCCUCAGUUCUUUCCACAGAGAGCUGACUGAUAUUUGAAGAAGUGUUUUCAUCUAUCCAAGAAAAAUAUGAUGUCUCCAUCCCAAGCCUCACUCUUAUUCUUAAAUGUAUGUAUUUUUAUUUGUGGAGAAGCUGUACAAGGUAGCUGUGUACCUCAUUCUACGGACUCUUCAGUAGUUAACAUUGUAGAAGAUGUAUCUAAUGCAAAAGAUGAAAGUAAAAGUAAUGAUACUUUUUGUAAGGAAGACUGUGAGGAAUCAUGUGAUGUUAAAACUAAAAUUACACGAGAAGAAAAACAUUUCAUGUGUAGAAAUUUGCAAAAUUCUAUUGUUUCCUACACAAGAAGUACCAAAAAACUGCUAAGAAAUAUGAUGGAUGAGCAACAAGCUUCCUUGGAUUAUUUAUCUAAUCAGGUCAACGAGCUCAUGAAUCGAGUUCUCCUUUUGACUACAGAAGUUUUUAGAAAACAGCUGGAUCCUUUUCCUCACAGACCUGUUCAGUCACAUGGUUUAGAUUGCACUGAUAUUAAGGAUACCAUUGGCUCUGUCACCAAAACACCGAGUGGUUUAUACAUAAUUCACCCAGAAGGAUCUAGCUACCCAUUUGAGGUAAUGUGUGACAUGGAUUACAGAGGAGGUGGAUGGACUGUGAUACAGAAAAGAAUUGAUGGGAUAAUUGACUUCCAAAGAUUGUGGUGUGAUUAUCUGGAUGGAUUUGGAGACCUUUUAGGAGAAUUUUGGCUAGGACUAAAAAAGAUUUUUUAUAUAGUAAAUCAGAAAAAUACCAGUUUUAUGCUGUAUGUGGCUUUGGAAUCUGAAGAUGACACACUUGCUUAUGCAUCAUAUGAUAAUUUUUGGCUAGAGGAUGAAACAAGAUUUUUUAAAAUGCACUUAGGGCGGUAUUCAGGAAAUGCUGGUGAUGCAUUCCGGGGUCUCAAAAAAGAAGAUAAUCAAAAUGCAAUGCCUUUUAGCACAUCAGAUGUUGAUAAUGAUGGGUGUCGCCCUGCAUGCCUGGUCAAUGGUCAGUCUGUGAAGAGCUGUAGUCACCUCCAUAACAAGACCGGCUGGUGGUUUAAUGAGUGUGGUCUAGCAAAUCUAAAUGGCAUUCAUCACUUCUCUGGAAAAUUGCUUGCAACUGGAAUUCAAUGGGACACAUGGACCAAAAACAACUCACCUGUCAAGAUUAAAUCUGUUUCAAUGAAAAUUAGAAGAAUGUACAAUCCAUAUUUUAAAUAAUCUCAUUUAACGUUGUAAUGCACGUUCUACAAUGAUAAUAUAUUACAGGUUUUUAAAAGUUUAUCUUUUCACUUAGUGUUUCAAACAUAUUAGGCAAAAUUUAACUGUAGAUGGCAUUUAGAUGUUAUGAGUUUAAUUAGAAAACUUCAAUUUUGUAGUAUUCUAUAAAAGAAAACACGGCUGAUUGUAUAUUUUUACUUCUGACUAUAUUAACAAUAUACCAUGAAAUUUGUUUCAAGUGAACUACAACUUGUCUUCCUAAAAUUUAUAGUGCUUUUAAAGGAUUUUGCCUCUUCUUUGAAACAUUUUUAAACCAUAAUAUGUUGUUAGGAAAAUUGAAGAGAAUAUUUUACUUAUUUUUAUACUUUAUAUGAUUAUAUAAUCUACAGAUAAUUUCUACUGAAUACAGUUACAACAAAUAACUUUUAUGCAGAUUAAUAUAUAAACUACACAUGAUUUAAAAACCUUACUGUUUCUAGGUGAUGCCAUACCAUUUUAAAAGUAGUAAGAGUUUGCUGCCCAAAUAGUUUUUCUUGUUUUCAUAUCUAAUCAUGGUUAACUAUUUUGUUAUUGUUUGUAAUAAAUAUACUGUACUUUUAUAUCCUUAUCAGCUGCAUUCU